This is a messenger RNA of Punica granatum (pomegranate), 715 nucleotides long. Lineage: Eukaryota; Viridiplantae; Streptophyta; Magnoliopsida; Myrtales; Lythraceae. The record is from RefSeq and is a predicted model, not a curated record.
CGAAUUGCAAUAGUUGAUUGCGGCGCAUCAUCAGCCGCGGUGACUUGCCCGACCCGACUUUGCUGGCCCAUGCCUGCUUUAUUGGGUCUUUAAAUUUGGGCAUUUCAUAAUCAAAUUUGAUGCUUAGCCACAAGCUAGGAAGAGGAGAGUAUGGAGAGCUCUCGAUAUGUCGUUGAGGAGCUGCCAACAAUGGCAAAGGAUGUUUCCUUGUUGGAGCUGAGACAGAGGCUUGCUGAGUUCGCCCAUGUCAGAGGCUGGGAUCAGUUUCACAGCCCCAGAAAUCUCCUCCUAGCCUUGGUGGGAGAAGUAGGCGAGCUGUCGGAGAUAUUCCAGUGGAAGGGGGAAGUGGCAAGAGGGCUGCCCAACUGGACCCCGCGCGACAAGGAACACCUCGCUGAGGAACUCUCCGACGUCCUCCUCUACCUCAUCCAGCUGGCGGAUGUCUGUGGCCUCGACCUCGGCGAGGCAGCCCUCUCGAAAAUCAUCAAGAACGCCCGGAAAUACCCUGUCAUCGACCGAAACUACUCCUCCCCGGACCAUUAGCCUGGAAAUAUAAUUUGAGCAGGCUUGCUCUGCCAUACAUCAUAUCGAGCCAGUGUCGACCGUCCAAUAAGAGAGGCUCGUGAGAUCGUUGUGGUCUUCCUAAUCUAAUAUGGAAAUUUUUGUUUCUUUGUUCUCUCUUAGUGAGGAAUUGAUAGUGCAAAUCUUGUCAAUC